Messenger RNA from Strongylus vulgaris, 462 nucleotides. Lineage: Eukaryota; Metazoa; Nematoda; Chromadorea; Rhabditida; Strongylidae. The record is from the annotation of a GenBank genome assembly.
AUGUUAGCUGUACUGAGCAAAAAAUGGUUGGAAUGUACUUACAUGAUUGCUCUGAUUGUACUGCGAUACGGUAUCGAAGCGAUAAGUUGUCGAAUGGUAGAUUGGAGUAACAAUAGGCUGAGCCCUUGCCAGAGUCUUAACAUGCGAAGCGGCGAGCUUCGAUUCCAGAUGAAGUUCAUCAAAACUAUCGCCAAAGCGUUCUCGUCCGCUGUUCACCGCUGGAGGAUUCUCAAACUCACUAAAACAAACAAAUACAUCUGCUUAUUACACUGCUCUCUACUUUUGUAUGUGCUUGAUGACGCGCUGUACGAUUGCAAGGGCGAGAAAUUCUUCGGUGUUUACGAUGGCUCAAAAGUAAAUGAUAGAUUAGCAACCCAUGUGCGGACAGUGAGCGCUGCUGCUGUAAUAACGCUAUCUGUAGAAAUACAGCGAUCGUUUGACGGGGAGCGAAAUGUGAUAUGA